Molecule: messenger RNA, 1080 nt
Organism: Aureobasidium pullulans EXF-150
Lineage: Eukaryota; Fungi; Ascomycota; Dothideomycetes; Dothideales; Saccotheciaceae
Exons: 3
Coding region: 1-1080 (359 amino acids)
Source: RefSeq, a predicted model, not a curated record
AUGAUCUCUGAGAUGGGCGAUACCACUGCAGCCCUUGUCUGGGGCGUCCCAGUCAGAAUAUCGGAUCUUCUCUGUAGCGUCGACGCCUUCCACAAGGCCAUCCCCACCAUCCAGACUUUGCGCCUAUGCAAUCAAUUUGGCCAAGGCGAGGACGCUCGCAUCACAAAACUUCCCAAAGAGCUCAUUGCUUUCAUUGAGGAAGAGUUGUUGGCUAUACACCGCCAGGAGGAAGAAAGUCGCAACGUUGGAUGGGCCCAGACAUAUCGCUGUUUCGAAGGCUCAUGUCGUGCGAGUCGACACUCGUUUGAGAUGGACCCAUCAAUCGUUGAUGCUGCUUUGGAGGAGCUCUACGAGGAACAUCCUGAGUGGCUUCAUAUGGACGAAGAAACUGUUCAUCCCAAGGAAUUCGAUGAACUUCUGGAAGCAAAGCUCGACGAGAAACGCGACGAGUAUUACGAGGACGUUUCUUACGAUCUUUGCUUCGACAACAUAUGUGCAUGGCCAUCCGAUGUAAAGAAACAUGUCGCCUCCAAGGGCAACGAGGUGGUGCGCAAGCACUUUGGCCUCGACAUCUUCGUUAAGCAAGAAACCCUCGAUGAGACUGCCGCGGAUUAUCUCAUGAGCCAUGACAAAGCCUUUGCGAAAUCCUACAGAGAGUUUCAUCAAGCAACAAUCUGCUACCUUGUCAUUCCUUCGAAGGCUGCACGUUGGAAGGCACGCCUGGAUCCUAUAUUAUUAGAUUCUGGCGAGAUCUUCGGCGAGUCAACAAACUCCAUGCUGCUCGACCGCAACUCACUAGAUCCUACCGAGGAACAUCAACAACGCUUUGCCAGAGCAAUGCGACAACUUGCCUUGAAGCCAUCAGUGCACCCGUCUCAGCUACAGACAGCUCUGUCUGCAGCUCCCCCCAUCAAUGCCUCGUCGCCAUUGACGCAGACCACAGUUCAUAGAAUCAUCGAGAAGAAGUCUGACGAGGAGGUCAAGAAGAGAGACGCUGCAAUGACCAAGCGAAUCAGAGAUCUGGAACAGAGCCAAUGGCCGAAGUUGAUGUUCCUCGUCAACCACAUCUUUCACGAAUGA